This is a messenger RNA of Neohortaea acidophila, 1203 nucleotides long. RefSeq lists its product as uncharacterized. The coding region runs from base 1 to 1203 and encodes 400 amino acids. Gene Ontology annotation, molecular function: hydrolase activity. The record is from RefSeq and is a predicted model, not a curated record. The transcript is spliced from 2 exons. Lineage: Eukaryota; Fungi; Ascomycota; Dothideomycetes; Mycosphaerellales; Teratosphaeriaceae.
AUGUGGCAAUCAGCGCUAUUCUUACUCGCAUCAUGGGCAAUUCAGCCCGCCAUUGGCUUACAACAAGAGCCAUUGGCCGAAAUCUCGGCAAAUAAGAAGCAUCUCCUGCUCGGCGACGACCUGAUCGCAUUCCACAAGAACUUGACGCAAAUCGAAUCCAUCACGUACCACGAACAGGAGGCCGGGAAAUGGCUGGCCAAGAGCCUCUCGAGCCAAGGCUACACGGUCGAGAAGCAGUACAUCGACGACGACAGCGGCCGCUUCAAUGUUUUUGCCUAUCUUGGCAAGAAGCGGGAGACUGAUAUUCUAGUUUCGAGCCAUUAUGACACGGUCCCGCCAUUUUACCCGUACUACCACAAAAACAAAACCAUCGGCGGCCGCGGCAGCGUCGACGACAAAGCCAGCCUCGCCGCCCAACUAAUCGCAGUCAACACCCUCAUCACCACCAAAAAGCUCCACGCAAACGACAUCUCCCUGCUCUUCGUCGUAGGCGAAGAGACGGGCGGCGACGGCAUGCGUCUCGCCAACGACCUGCACCUCACCCCGAAAACCAUCGUCUUCGGCGAGCCCACGGAAGCCAAGCUCGUUGCAGGCCACAAAGGCAACGACGCGCUGACCAUCAAAGCAAAGGGCAAAGCGGCCCACAGCGGGUAUCCCUGGCUAGGGCGCAGCGCGAACGAGGUGCUCGUCGCGGCGCUCGCGGCCGUCAUCGAGCUGGGCCCGCACCUGCCGCGGAGCGAAAAGUACGGCGCGACGACCGUGAACAUCGGCAAGAUUGAGGGCGGCGUGGCGGGGAAUGUGGUGGCGGAGAGUGCGGCGGCGACGAUUGCGAUUCGCAUUGCGGCGGGCGAUGCGGACGAGGUCGAGCGGGAGAUUACCAAGGCGGUGCAUAUGGCCGUGCGCUCGUUUCUGGAGGAGGGGAUGCGGCCGGAGGAUGUGGUGGAGCUGCAGUUUUCUGCGCGCGGCUAUGGGCCGAUUGACAUCGAUGCGGAUGUGCCUGGAUUUGAUGUGAUGACGGUGAAUUACGGGACGGAUAUUCCGUGGUUGAAGAAGACGGUAGGCGGGCAGAAGCGGUAUCUGUAUGGGCCCGGGAGCAUUAUGGUCGCGCACAGCGAUCAUGAGGCCUUGACUGAAGAGGAGCUUUUCGGGGCGGUGGAGGACUACCAGAAAAUCAUCCUGCAUGCAUUCAAAGCGGGGCAGUAG